AUGGAAUCCCAGGCUCUAACUGGAAUCAAGAGCAAUGCGCCUCCGUCCAACGUCUCCGAUACCAUGGCGCGUUUAUCUGGAAAGGCGGGCGUGAAGGCAACCAUGAUGCUUGAUCGAUCUCUCAAUACGGUACUUCAGACUAGUGGAUCCUUCUCAUCCUUUCGCUCUCUCGAUAACAGUCGAAAUACUGCCUCUACAUCUGCGGAGAAUGGCGCUGUAAAGGAAGAAGGAGUGGAAGAGUUUGCAGCCAUGAUAUGGAAUUUCGUGAACUCAGCCGGCGGGCUUGUACAUGAUCUCGACGCAGAGGCUGACGGGCUUGAACAGGACGAUGUGAAACUCCUCCGACUCCGAACGAAGAAACAUGAACUGGUCAUUGUGCCGGAUGCAAAGUAUAUUUUCAUUGUGGUACACGAUACGCCUCCAGCAUAA
Messenger RNA from Lachnellula hyalina, 429 nucleotides. It is a transcript of the gene Dynlrb2, whose product is annotated as Dynein light chain roadblock-type 2. Lineage: Eukaryota; Fungi; Ascomycota; Leotiomycetes; Helotiales; Lachnaceae. The transcript has 3 exons. Gene Ontology annotation, cellular component: cytoplasmic dynein complex; cytoplasm. Gene Ontology annotation, biological process: microtubule-based movement. Bases 1 to 429 code for a protein of 142 amino acids. Gene Ontology annotation, molecular function: dynein intermediate chain binding. The record is from RefSeq and is a predicted model, not a curated record.